AAGGCAAGAACGAGCAGGGCAACGAGCGAACCGCGAGUGAACGUUUCUCUACCGGCGCCGGCUUCAGCUCUACGGGUGGAUUAAAUUCUCAGUCGAAGAGUCGAAAGUCUUGUUCAUUCUUAUUUCAACGGCACCUUAUCGCCAGCAUCUUUUGCAAGGAUCCUUUGAACAGAUUGACUUUUCCUGAAUUUGACGAGCUAUUCAAAAGGACGUUCAUCAACUUUACGCUUCGACGCAAUUUGUUUGAAGAUUCCUCCGUCGCAGAGACGAGGAAGCAAAAAAGGAGUUAGCUACACGACGUAUACAAAAAGGCGGGAGUAGCGAAAAACUAACAAUGCCACGCAAAGUAGCUAAGAGAAUUGAAACUGAAAUUACGGAGGGAGCUCCAGCAGUGGAAAACAAUGAUGUAUCUGCAGCCAAGAAGAAAAAAGUUCAAUCCAAUGAAGAACCAAGUGCUAGGGAAGUAAGGUUACCAAGGGCAGCUAAAAAUAAGAAAGCCGAACCAGAACCCCCUAAAGCAGUAGCAAAGCCACGCGCAACAAAAAAAGCUGAAUCUACUGACAAGAAGCUUGCAGGUAAGAAACAACCAAAGAAAGCUGAAGUUGAAGAUGAAGAAGAAGAGGACUCUGAAAAGACUGAAGAAAUAGCAGAAGAAGUUCCAGAAAAACCAGCAAAGAAAGGAAGAGGCAAAGGUUCAAAAAAAGCAGAACCUGCUGCUGAGAAAGAGGAAGAAGAUGAAGUAAAGACAGAAGAAAAAAGUUCUCCUGCAUCUAAGAAAGGAAAAGGUCGACCUGGCAAAGGAGAAGCUGCAAAGAAAGGUAAGGCUGCAAAAAAAGAUGAAGCUGGAACACCCGAAUCUGAUGGCAAAGAUGAAGAAGAUAAAGAAGCUGAUGAAGACAUUGAGUCGAAAGAAAAUGGUGUUGAAUCAGAGGCAACAGAAAAUGGAAAAGAGGGAACACCAGAAGACAAAAGUGAAGUUAAACCAGCUAAGAAAGGCAAAGGCAAAGUUCCUGCAAAGAAAGGCAAAGCAGCAGCUAAUACAAAAUCAGUAGUAGAAGCUACGAAUGGAGAGAAGGAAGAAGGUUCUGACGACGCGGAAGCUGUAAGCGCUUGAAGCGAUUAUAUUAAGAAGUUUUAUUUAUAACUUGUAUUAUUUUAUAUAAUUUAAAUCGCAAUGAAAAAUACGUUAAGUUCAUAAAUGUUCUUCAGUUAGAGACACAAAAAUACAAUAAUU
Molecule: messenger RNA, 1234 nt
Organism: Phymastichus coffea
Lineage: Eukaryota; Metazoa; Arthropoda; Insecta; Hymenoptera; Eulophidae
Product: cilia- and flagella-associated protein 251-like
Exons: 5
Coding region: 335-1114 (259 amino acids)
Source: RefSeq, a predicted model, not a curated record